Molecule: messenger RNA, 968 nt
Organism: Argentina anserina (silverweed cinquefoil)
Lineage: Eukaryota; Viridiplantae; Streptophyta; Magnoliopsida; Rosales; Rosaceae
Product: mitochondrial uncoupling protein 3
Biological process (GO): response to cold; transmembrane transport
Molecular function (GO): transmembrane transporter activity
Source: RefSeq, a predicted model, not a curated record
AUGAAACCAAGCGAAGAACACGGGCGUCAAAACGCGCCAACAAAUAUCCUACUAACCUCGAUCUCAGCACUAGUGGCUGAAACGACGACGUUCCCUAUCGAGAUAACAAAGACGAGGCUCUAUCUCCACGGAGAGUCAUGGUCUCUGGGCUCGACCCGGCCCACCAACGCGUUCCGGGUGGCCUCAGAGAUCGUCCGCUGGGAAGGCCCUUUUAGACUGUAUAAGGGUCUGUCUCCGGCGAUUCUCAGGCACCUGUUUUACAUGCCCAUACGCAUUGUCGGCUAUGAGCGGCUCAUAAACUCUCUGAAAACCAAUGGUGGUCGUUACACCCUCUCUCUCCCCGCUAAAGCCGUGUUCGGUGGACUCUCCGGCGUUGUUGCUCGGUUGGUGGCAAGCCCUGCAGAUCUUGUAAAGGUGAGAAUGCAAGCAGAUGGUCGUUUUGUCAGCCAAGGCUUCCAACCUAGGUACUCGGGGUGUUUUGAUGCUUUAUGCAAGAUCACCCAGGCAGAAGGUGUUGGAGGACUAUGGAAAGGGGUUUUCCCUUAUGUUCAAAGAGCUUUCUUAGUGAAUGGGGAAUUAUCUUGCUAUGAUUAUGCAAAACGUUUUGUUAUCAGUAAUCAUUUGGGUACCGAUGGUGAACUUUUUUCUAAUAUAUAUGCCCACACAUUAUCAUCAAUCAUGUCAGGGCUUUCAGCUACUGCUUUGAGCUGCCCUGCAGACGUGGUAAAGACAAGGAUGAUGAAUCAGUCGGAAAUCAAGGAAGGGAAGGUUCUAUACAAUAGUUCUUAUGAUUGUCUUGUGAAGACUGUCAAAGGUGAAGGUCUAAGAGUACUAUGGAAAGGUUUUCUCUAAUUUUCUCUUCUUUUUCCUACAUGGGCACGGCUUGGGCCUUUGAAAUUUGUGUUCUGGGUCUCGUAUGAGAAGUUUCGACAAAUUGCAGGAUUUUCUUCCUUCUGCUGAUGAACCUU